CAACAUGGAGGGGUCCAUGUACAUCAUGUCAUCCAAAAACUUCCCCAAUAAACCUGUACUCCUGUAGUUGAAUUUUCUUAAUCGACCUCUACUCAUAUAGUCAUAUACAACGCUGCAAAAAACAUGGCCGGCACUGCUACUGCCGCUGCCGUGACCCAUAUUUUAGUCAUUCCAUACCCAGCUCAAGGCCACAUGCCUGCCCUGCUAGACCUGACCCAUCAAUUAGCUCUCAGAGGGCUUAAAAUUACAGUCUUGAUCACCCCAAAAAACCUCCCUGCCUUAACCCCACUGCUUUCAGCCCACUCAACUUCCAUAGAAACCUUAGUCUUACCUUUACCUCCUCACCCUAAAGUACCUCUAGGGGUAGAGAAUCUAAAGGAUAUUGGAAAUUCCGGUAAUGCGCCCAUCACUGCUGCACUUAGCAAGCUAGAAGAGGAAGUUAUCCAGUGGUUCCGGUCCCACACUUCGCCCCCUCAAGCUAUAAUCUCUGAUUUCUUCCUUGGGUGCACCCAACAUUGGGCAACACAGCUCAACAUACCAAGAAUUGCAUUCUAUUCAGUAUCUGCACUUUUGACCUGUAUACUUACCCAUCUAUGGGAGCAUUCGGACAAACAGAAUAUUUCAAGCAUUUUUGAAUUUCCAGAUCUGCCCUCGUCGCCUUCCUUCACUCUUGACCAGUUACCUUCUAUAUUUAGGAAGUUCAAGGAGGGUGAUCCUGACUGGGAGAUUGUUAAGGAAGGCCUGCGUGCAAACCCCAAGAGUUGGGGAUAUGUAUUCAAUUCUUUUUACGCCUUGGAAGGGGACUAUUUGGAUCACUUGAAGAAGGACCUGGGUCAUGGCCGUGUCUACACCGUUGGCCCAUUAAGCUUAAAAGGCUUAUCCAAGAGGGUUAACCCAGGUUUAGAUACCAGAUAUGAUGUGCUCAACUGGCUUGAUACAUGCCCUGAUAGUAGUGUGCUGUAUGUCUGUUUUGGAAGUCAAAAGCUGCUGACAGAGCCUCAAAUCAGAGCUCUGGCUUUAGGUUUGGAGCAAAGCAAGACCCGGUUCAUAUGGGUGGUCAAGUCUGACUCAAGUCAACAGGUACCAGAUGGGUUUGAGGAGCGGGUUUCUGAUCAGGGUAUGGUGCUAAGAGGUUGGGCUCCACAACCAGAAAUACUGAGCCAUAAAGCAGUAGGCGGGUUCAUGAGUCACUGUGGGUGGAAUUCAUUGUUAGAGAGUGUUAUAGCAGGAGUGAUGAUUUUAGCUUGGCCAAUGGAAGCAGACCAGUUCCAAAAUGCCAAGCAGUUAGUUGAGUAUGCAGGGUUGGCAAUUCGACUAUGUGAAGGUGAACACACGGUGCCUGACUCUAAUUCAUUGGCUCAAAUCAUAUGUGAGUCAAUUGGUCAAGAUAUACCACAGAAGGCAAGGGCUAGGGCAAUGAGGGAGAAGGCAUUAGAGGCAGUUAAAGAUGGCAGAAGUUCAGCAGUUGGCCUAGAUGAGCUGGUGAAAGAACUCAACCAGCUUGGAGUACCAAAGACGAGUUGAGAAAAGAGGCAGUUUCUGCAAUAAUAAUUACACUAUCACCAGUCAUGAGCCUCUCUAAGCUGAAGAAUAAGCAAUCAUAAGUCUUAAUAAUUUAUUAAGAAUAGUUACACCAUCAUCAGUUAUGAGCCUCUCAAAGCUGAAGUAUAAGUAGUCAACAGCCUUUAUAAUAAUUUAUUAUAAGAACCAAAGUUAAUUUAAGAAAAAAAGCCUUUGCGGCUGCUGUUGCAGAGUUGAUGUACGCAAACAGGAUUAUCUUUGUGAAAAUUAAUUUAUAAUUUGUAAAUCUAUUCAGGUGUGUAUGCUGAGGUUUUCA
Messenger RNA from Chenopodium quinoa (quinoa), 1837 nucleotides. Its product is annotated as UDP-glycosyltransferase 89A2-like. The transcript has a single exon. The record is from RefSeq and is a predicted model, not a curated record. Bases 124 to 1524 code for a protein of 466 amino acids. NCBI's taxonomy places the organism in Eukaryota, Viridiplantae, Streptophyta, Magnoliopsida, Caryophyllales, Amaranthaceae. Gene Ontology annotation, molecular function: UDP-glycosyltransferase activity.